Messenger RNA from Crotalus tigris (Tiger rattlesnake), 2034 nucleotides. It is a transcript of the gene UNG, whose product is annotated as uracil DNA glycosylase. The transcript is spliced from 7 exons. Gene Ontology annotation, biological process: base-excision repair, AP site formation via deaminated base removal; base-excision repair. The record is from RefSeq and is a predicted model, not a curated record. Gene Ontology annotation, cellular component: nucleus; mitochondrion. Bases 99 to 992 code for a protein of 297 amino acids. NCBI's taxonomy places the organism in Eukaryota, Metazoa, Chordata, Lepidosauria, Squamata, Viperidae. Gene Ontology annotation, molecular function: uracil DNA N-glycosylase activity.
AGUUUCGCGCCAAUUUUUUUCGGGGGAGAUUCCAGAGCUCUGCCGCGGCGACCGCUCCCGACCUGCAGCGCCCCAUUGCCCCUGCGAGCGGUGCCACCAUGAUCGGGCAAAAGUCUCUGUUCUCCUUUUUCACGGAGGCGCCCGGCAAGAAGAGGACUCGCUCUCCGGAGUCAGCCGCGGCAACUGAGGCCGCCAAAAGAUCGAAGAUUGAUGGCUGCUCGCCGCGAUCUCCCCCACUUAGCCCGGAACUGGUGGAGCGCAUCCGCAAAAACAAAGAGGCGGCGCUGCAGAGGCUCGCAGCCCGCACCGCCCGCUACAUUCCCGCGGAGCUGGGGCAGAGCUGGAAGGUCUCCCUGGCCAAAGAGUUCUCCAAACCGUAUUUUGCUCAGCUGAUGGCAUUUGUUGCUGAAGAACGCAAGCGUUGUACAGUUUAUCCACCCGAGCAUCAGGUCUUCACUUGGACCCAGCUGUGUGACAUCCAUGAUGUGAAAGUUGUCAUUUUGGGCCAAGAUCCAUAUCACGGGCCCAAUCAAGCUCACGGGCUCUGCUUCAGCGUCCAGAGACCGGUUCCCCCUCCGCCCAGCCUGGAAAAUAUUUACAAAGAGCUUGCUGCGGAUAUAGAAGGCUUUUCUCAUCCUGGCCAUGGAGAUUUGACUGGAUGGGCUAAACAAGGUGUGCUGCUGCUUAAUGCUGUCCUCACCGUCCGAGCUCAUCAAGCCAAUUCCCACCGGGAGAGGGGCUGGGAGCAGCUCACAGACGCUGUGGUCACCUGGCUGAACGAGAACCUGGACGGCCUGGUUUUCAUACUGUGGGGAGCUUAUGCUCAGAAGAAGGGCAGCUCCAUUGACAGGAAACGGCAUCACAUCCUGCAGACAGCACAUCCCUCGCCCCUCUCGGUGCACAGGGGGUUCUUUGGCUGUAGGCAUUUCUCCAAAACGAAUGAAUUCCUGAAGAAAUCCGGGAAGCAGCUGAUCGACUGGAAGGCCCUGUAAGGAUCCCACAACUCCCUGGAGACCAUAAGACCAGCCCUUUUUGUCCCCGUCAGGCUGGAGAGGCUUUGCGGAAAUAUUCUUGGAAGCUGAAUAGCUAAACUAUUCUUUUCACUUUUAAUUCAGGGGCAACCUGAGUCAAGGUGCUUACUCCAAGCAUAUAAUUUUUUUUUUAUUUUGGAGCAAAGGGAGAUUAGCAAAGGAGCCCUGCCCUGUUUUUCUUUGAAUUCUUUAUCGCUAUCAAGAACAUCGUGCCAAUCUGUUCUUUGAAAUAAUAGCCUCAGGAUUUUUGUUCUUCAUUUCUCUCUCUUAUGCUCUCUUAUGCUUCUCAAAGGAAAAUGGAGAUAUUGACAGCCAACAAGGUGCCUGUCAUUCAGGAAGCUGCUUAUUUCAUCCAAGCUGAUGCCUGGUCUUCAUUAUCUCAGCGUGUCUUUUUUUUAAUCUGCCAACAGUUUAAGACUUUCAAGAGGUGCUAUGAAAAAUAAUUUUUAGUUUUUUGACUUGCAGGAAGUGGAUCAACAAUCUGAAAGUAUUCCAUUUUGGGGAUCAGAUUUAAAAGUGUUGCCAGAAUUCUGUGAGAAAUAUUACUGAAGUCAUGGGAAGGAGAGCUGCAGUUGGUCAAAAAUUAUGGGCCGAAAAUUUCCUAGGAAACUAGUUUGUGUUCGGAGUUUGUGUUCGCAUGAGGGCUAAGUGGCCUGCGAGGCAUCGGACUUAUGUUGCAAUCAGUCCCUCUGUGCGAAAGCAGGUUCUGGUGCCAGCCUCAGGUGUUUCACUUCUGCCAAACUCAGGUGCCCAGGUGUGGCCGUGGCCAAAGGGCUCGCUUAUGGGUUCUCCCUAUAGGAGCCGUUGCUGAACGCCCAUCAACUUCUGUUUGUGAGAAGAAGCCUUUGGUCUUGUUCUAUGCAAAUUGCAUAGGGAGAAUUUCCAGCUGGUAUAUUUAAAUACCAAUUUAAGACUUUUUUUUUUACUCUUUCUUGUAACACUAGUUCCCUAUGUUGACUUGUUCUAAAGUUUUCAAAUAAAUGUUUCUGAUACGUUUCUGAUA